Oryza sativa Japonica Group (Japanese rice) is the source of this 1622-nucleotide messenger RNA. The record is from RefSeq and is a predicted model, not a curated record. Lineage: Eukaryota; Viridiplantae; Streptophyta; Magnoliopsida; Poales; Poaceae.
ACCAAAAGAGAUAUUUCUCUUUGGAUCGAUCGGAUCCCUCCAGGCAGGCGCACCACCCCGCCGCCGAGCGCCGCCGCUGCCACUGGACUGUGCUGGCCACCCCAGCUCACCGCCCCCACCGCCGAGCGCCGGCCCACCACCCCGCCGCCGAGUGCCACCACCGCCCCAGGUCAACGCCCCCACAGCCGAAUGGCAGGUCAAGUUCCUGAGUCCUGACGAACGAAGAGAGAGUUGGGAGGCCCUGGCUGAGACCAACACCACCAGAUUUCACCAGAGUUGGGAGGUCCUGACUGAGAGUUGGGCGGAGAUGUCCUUCUUCUUCCGGGCGGCGUCGCGGCCGGCGCGCCCGUCGCCGCAGGAGCUCGUCCGCUCCAUCAAGGAGUCCCUCCUCGCCCUCGACACCAGGACCGGCGCCAAGGCUCUUGAAGAUGUUGAGAAAAAUGUAUCUACUUUGAGGCAGACACUUUCUGGCGAUGGAGAAGUUGAACCAAAUCAGGAACAGGUUCUACAGAUAGCCCUUGAAAUUUGCAAGGAGGAUGUCCUUUCGCUCUUUGUUCAGAAUAUGCCUUCCUUGGGUUGGGAGGGUAGAAAGGACCUUGCCCACUGCUGGAGCAUUUUGUUGAGGCAGAAGGUUGAUGAAGCCUAUUGCUGCGUGCAGUAUAUUGAAAAUCAUUUUGAUCUUCUAGAUUUCCUUGUAGUUUGCUACAAGAACUUGGAAGUUGCAUUGAACUGUGGGAAUAUGUUGCGAGAAUGCAUAAAAUAUCCUACACUUGCAAAAUAUAUAUUGGAGUCAAGUAGCUUCGAGUUGUUUUUCCAGUAUGUUGAAUUAUCGAACUUUGAUAUUGCUUCUGAUGCUCUGAACACCUUCAAGGAUUUGCUCACCAAACAUGAAGCCGCAGUUUCUGAGUUUCUGUGCUCCCAUUAUGAACAGUUCUUUGAGCUCUACACAAGACUUCUAACUUCAACUAAUUAUGUUACAAGAAGACAAUCAGUGAAGUUUCUUUCAGAGUUUUUGUUAGAGGCCCCAAAUGCUCAAAUAAUGAAGCGGUACAUUGUGGAAGUCAGUUAUUUAAAUAUCAUGAUUGGCCUGCUGAAGGAUACAAGCAAAAAUAUCAGGAUAUGUGCCUUCCACAUUUUCAAGGUAUUUGUUGCCAAUCCAAACAAGCCUCGUGAUAUUAUUCAAGUUUUGGUAGACAAUCACAGAGAACUGUUGAAGCUACUAGGCAAUCUUCCCACAAGCAAAGGUGAAGACGAGCAACUUGAAGAGGAGAGAGAUUUAAUCAUCAAGGAAAUCGAGAAGCUUGUGCAUUCAUCGGUAUAGACCCUCAAGAAAUUCAAAUCCAUCCGUUCAAGUUUCGCUGGUCAAGAAAUGUGAUCCCUUUCUUCCCUUCUUGUUUUUAAGACCUGUGUAAUGUGAUCCCUGUAUAGAGGGUGUUUAUCAUAGGGAAAUAGUUUGACCAAGAAGUAUGUUGGUCACAAGAACACUUUACCAUUGCUGUGUGCAUUUCCAUUGUGAAAAUUUUUGGAACAACUGGUGGGCACAUGUUCGAAUUAUGAAUGACAGCUGAUGUCAAACAUAUCUUUGUUCAUAAUUGAAAUGAAAUAUUUCGAGAUCUGUGACA